Messenger RNA from Fusarium musae, 1014 nucleotides. RefSeq lists its product as uncharacterized. The transcript has a single exon. Gene Ontology annotation, biological process: tRNA 3'-terminal CCA addition. Bases 1 to 1014 code for a protein of 337 amino acids. Lineage: Eukaryota; Fungi; Ascomycota; Sordariomycetes; Hypocreales; Nectriaceae. The record is from RefSeq and is a predicted model, not a curated record. Gene Ontology annotation, molecular function: ATP:3'-cytidine-cytidine-tRNA adenylyltransferase activity; RNA binding.
AUGCCUUCGUCAAAACUGGCUCCGGGCCAAGUAGCAACGAUAGAUUUAUUGCCAGCUGAAGAACUACUCCGUGAUCUUCUGCUUGAGUGCCGACAACAGCUGGCGACGCCAGACCUUGAGAUAUGGAUAACUGGUGGCUGGGUGAGAGAUCGACUCCUGGGCAUUCCCUGUGCCGACUUGGAUAUCGCUCUUAGUACCAUGACUGGUGUGCAAUUCGGCAUUCUUCUGACAAAGUUCCUCAAGCAGAAUGAGGGCUCCUAUCGGCAGCGAGCACUAGGCUUGGGAAUCGACUUCAAUGAAUUCAAUGGCUUCCAUACAACCAACAAGAAUCUCGACAAGUCAAAGAAACUCGAGACUGCUGUUGGAAGAAUCUUUGGCUUGGACCUGGAUCUUGUCAACCUGCGCAAGGAGGUAUACGACGACGAUUGUCGUACUCCAGAAAUGGAGUUUGGCACCGCCGAGGAAGAUGCUUUCAGACGUGACGCAACUGUUAAUGCCCUGUUUUUCGACCUGCAAAACCGAAAGGUUGCCGACUUUACCCGCAGAGGCCUGGACGAUCUGUUUGCUGGCAUAAUGCGGACACCACUCGCGCCAAGGCAGACCUUUCUCGACGAUCCCUUGCGUGUGCUUCGUCUCAUCCGCGUAGGAAGUAAACUCGGGUUUACCCUUGAUUCCGAGGCUCUGAGCUGCAUUAGAGAGCAUGAAAUCCAUGUGGCUCUAGACGAGAAGGUCAGUCGGGAGAGAGUCGGCAUUGAGGUCCUCAAAAUGAUGAAGAACCGGAACCCUGAGCUCUGCUUUUCAUUAAUCCUCGAGGCCAAUCUCUAUGGAACUGUUUUCUUGACGUUGUGCUCUCCUCUUCAUGAGCCUCUCCAUCGUCUCCUCCCCCAGGAACCCGAAAGGCCAUGGCCCGCCACUUGGUCGCGGGCAAUCAACGCUAUUAUGACUUUAGCGCAGGACCCAGCAAGACAUUUUGGGGCUUUUAUGGAAUCUGAGAACCAGAAAGAUAUGCUUUGA